Tricharina praecox is the source of this 1847-nucleotide messenger RNA. RefSeq lists its product as uncharacterized. The transcript has 5 exons. The record is from RefSeq and is a predicted model, not a curated record. The annotation marks the transcript as partial. Lineage: Eukaryota; Fungi; Ascomycota; Pezizomycetes; Pezizales; Pyronemataceae.
GGGACAGCACCCGGGACAGCACCCAGGACAGCACCCGGGACAGCACCCCCACCAACAACAACAACGAGAACAACAUCCUCACCCGCAGUCGCACCAUAGCAGGCGCUCAACGGCUACCGAUGAAGAGCGUAAGCUUAAGCGAGAGGAGGAGGAGCUGAAGGAGAUGUUGCGGAAAAUGCGGGAACAGAAAGGAGGGGCCGAUUCUCCUGUCUCGCGUGCGCAGUAUUCGGAAGGCCGAGGCGGCGGCGGAGAGUUCCAAGAUCCACACUCCCCGGCAUCAGCGUCGUACGCAUCUUAUGCCACUGCCGACGGCCGUCGCGCAAAGGUCUACCACAACCCGCCGGGUGCUCCCCGCUAUGCCGGCAGCAGUCAUUCUUCUCAGGCGUCAGCUUUGGCAGACGAGGUUGAACGCCUCCGUUUGCAGGAAGCCCGUAUAGCCGAAGACCUUGCAAGGCAUCAGGGCCGUGCGCCGUCGAUACACGAUCCCCGACAGGCACAGGCGAUGCAAGAGCACCGACAAGCAGCGGCCAUGCACGAGGCGCGACAGGCUCAGGCGAUGCAGGAUGCAGUGCACGAUGGUCGUGGAAAGGGACGUGAGGGGCGUCCGCCGCCCGGUCCAUCCCGCCACAGCAGUAGGGGUGGUGGACCACCCGGUGGUAGCGGGGGCAGGCCUCCCCCGAGAGUUGGCCAUGGUGCAAGCUACGGCCGGGGUGCCCCGGUGCCACCGAGUCCGAGAGGCCCCCCGCAAAUGGACCCGUACACAAUGGAUUCCGAUCCCGAAGACUACCUCGACGGCCCGCAAUAUGCCAGUCACCCGCCCCGUGGUCCGCCGUCGCCGCCCCCGCCUCCGUCAUCCCGCCAUGGGGGACCAUAUGCCGAAGCCCCACACAGCCGCCCAGGUAGUCAUCGUGACUUCGGCGGUGAUCGACCAUCCCCCGUCCGAUACGUCAGCGCCGGCACUCAUGGCAGUGACGACGACGACUUCCACCCGGGACCCCGUGGCGCUCCUCCGCCGCCCCGUGGCGCCCCGGCACCCCGUGGACCACCGCCGCCCCGCGGAGCUCCUUCACCUCGUGGACCUCCCCCGCCAGGGUCCGGAUAUCCCUUCGACCCUCGCGGGCCGCCGCCACCACCGGCAAGGGAUGACCCCGCUUGGAGCGAACCAGCCUUCCGCUCGCCAGCGCCCCUACCCACACCGCUGAAGCUGAUCGAUCCCACCGGUCGUGUCGUUUCUUUCCCUUACGCGCAGUGCAAGAAGUUUGGUGACAUGCAAGAGCUCAUCAAGGGCGCUUGCGGCUACCUCGACAAGAUUGGUCCCGCCGUGAUGUCGGGCAUGUACGAGCUCCUCGAGGCCGACGGCAGGAGGAUCAGGCCGGAAGAGUGGCAGGAUCUGGUGACGCCCGGAUGGGAGCUGACCCUGAACAUCAUCUCGCCGCCGCCGCCACCGCCGAGGAUGCCUGAGUUUACGCUCGAGGGUCAUCGCGUUAGGGAGGAGCGGAGCGCUUAUUAUAGGUAAACGAACAGGCGUGGCGGGGGGAAACGUGGAUACUCAGUUGUCUUUUUGGAAUGAGGUACCAAGUCGGAUAUUGCGGUCUUUUUGGUUGGGCAUUGUGGUUAUUGGGUUGUGCUUUUUGCGUUUGCGUUUGCGUUUGUAGUUUUUUGCUUGCUGCUUUCGAAUCUAUCUGCUGCCUGUAGCAAACUUCUUCCCGCUCUGAGCUGUGGACGAUCCAUACUACCUACUCGCAGCGUGAAGUGCCGAUACUGUUGGACGCUACACUCGCCGGCGAUAACUACGGUAGAAUACGGUUCACGGAAAUGGAGGAGCCGUAGCGGGUUGAACGGGCGGG